Molecule: messenger RNA, 864 nt
Organism: Macrosiphum euphorbiae (potato aphid)
Lineage: Eukaryota; Metazoa; Arthropoda; Insecta; Hemiptera; Aphididae
Source: the annotation of a GenBank genome assembly
AUGAACGACAUAUUAAAUAAUGCAGUUGAUUGCUUUUUGGACAAUUAUGACGAUGUUUUGAAAAAUUUUCCUCUAGAUGGGCAAAAACAAGUAAGUCGUUAUUAUGAAACUGAUUGUCGUCACUCACAUAUUUUAAAAAAAUUGGAAAAUUUUACAAAAAAAGCUAAAGACUUUACAUCUACUGAUGGAGAACGUAUGAAGAAAAUGUUGAUUGAGUCUUUAGACCUGGCCGACAGAAAAGUUAACAUUACGGAAUGUCUAUUGGACAUGGUUGGAACUAACAUGCUUAAUUUAAAUAUGAGUUAUAAAGAAGUUGAAACUGCAAAACAACGUUUAACCAGUUCUAAUAAAAGAAUGUCAAAACUGAUGCCUAAGGAAAUUGAUUCAGAUUCUAUUGAUGUACAAAAUAUAAAUAAUUCUAAUAAGCGCCCCAAAAGAAAUGUUACAAAACUAUCCACAACAUUAAAUAAAAGCGUAGAAAUGAAAGCACAUUUUGAUAGAAAAUCAAGCACUAAUCAAAAUAAAAAAAAAACCACAUCAACCAAAAAGUCCAAGGCUCAGCCUGCCAAGAAUAAAAAAAUAGAUUCAGGAUCAGAAAGUUCUGAUAGUGAUGGGGAUGAUUUACAACCAACUUACUGUAUUUGUGAAGAAAUAUCUUAUGGGGAUAUGGUUGGCUGUGAUAAUGAUUUAUGUCCACUUGAGUGGUGUCAUUUUGGCUGCGUGUCUAUAAGUAGGAAACCCAAAGGAAAGUGGUAUUGUCCAUUUUGCAGAGGAACUACUUCAAAAACCAUGAAGCCGAAAUCAGUAUUUCUUAAAGAACUUGAAGAGUACAAUAAACGUAAGGAAGAAAACUGGAGCAAGUAA